AUGUGUCAAUGUGUCGAUGUGGAAAUUCGUAGUGACAAGUGUGCAAAUACAUUUGUGUAUGGUAUUAGAGGGCACAGCGGCCGCCAGAUGGCUUUAAAGAGGCACUUCAAUAUGUCAACAAUCGGACUUUUACUGUUGGGCGUGGUGGUGGCGGUGGGCGGGGCCAACGUGUUCCCCGAGCCACGCCUGGAGACGCUGCCCUGCGGAACGACCACCAUGAACCCCGGCGAGCGAGUGGCCAUCCAGUCGCCCAACUUCCCCCAAAACUACGACACGGACUACAGAUGCCAGUAUGAGAUCACCUGCAACCCCAUGGAGUCUACCUACCUGGAGUUCAUCUGUCCUACCUUCGAACUGGAAUCCUCCACCGACUGCCUCAAUGACCGCCUGGUGGUGACUUACCAUGGCUCUCGCGAAGAGAAAUGCGGCACUGACAGUCCCGACGGAACCAUCACCUCCGACGGGUGGACGCGCCUCACCUUCGCCAGCAACGCCGCCACCACCGCCCCUGGCUACCGCUGCUACAUCUGGUGCCGCGAACAGACCACCACGACCUCCACCACCACUUCAACGACAACCACAUCUACCACUACAACACCUACCACCACUACCACCCCUACUACCACUACUACAACUACCACACCUACCACCACCACUACCCCUACAACUACCACACCUACCACCACCACUACCCCUACAACUACCACACCUUCCACCACCACUACCCCUACAACUACCACCACACCUACCACCACCACCACACCCACUACAACCACACCCACAACCACUCCAUAUCACUACUAUAUUACCAACGCCUACCACCACUACUACAACUACAAUGUUUACUGCCACGAAUUUUACGACUACCACAACCUACAACUACUACCACACCCACUACCACCACACCUACCGCCACUACUACAGUCACAAGACUCUCUGAUGUCAGCAACCGGACUUUUACUGUUGGGCGUGGUGGUGGCGGUGGGCGGGGCCAACGUGUUCCCCGAGCCACGCCUGGAGACGCUGCCCUGCGGAACGACCACCAUGAACCCCGGCGAGCGAGUGGCCAUCCAGUCGCCCAACUUCCCUCAGAACUACGACACGGAUUACAGGUGUCAGUACGAGAUCACCUGCAACCCCAUGGAGUCUACCUACCUGGAGUUCAUCUGUCCUACCUUCGAACUGGAAUCCUCCACCGACUGCCUCAAUGACCGCCUGGUGGUGACUUACCAUGGCUCUCGCGAAGAGAAAUGCGGCACCGACAGUCCCGACGGAACCAUCACCUCCGACGGGUGGACGCGCCUCACCUUCGCCAGCAACGCCGCCACCACCGCCCCUGGCUACCGCUGCUACAUCUGGUGCCGCGAACAGACCACCACGACCUCCACCACCACUUCAACGACAACCACAUCUACCACUACAACACCUACCACCACUACCACCCCUACUACCACUACCACAACUACAACACCUACCACCACUACUACCCCUACAACUACCACCACACCUACCACCACACCCACCACCACCACUAACCAUUACUACCCAUACUACCUCUACUAUAACUACACUACUUCCCCUACUAUAACUACAACGCCUACCACUACUACCAAUACAGUGUUUAAUACCACUACUUUUACAACUACCACGACUGCACCUACAACUACUACCACACACACAACCACUCCAAUCUUCUAG
Messenger RNA from Penaeus chinensis, 1698 nucleotides. RefSeq names its product integumentary mucin C.1-like. The record is from RefSeq and is a predicted model, not a curated record. Gene Ontology annotation, biological process: negative regulation of inflammatory response. Bases 1 to 1698 code for a protein of 565 amino acids. The transcript has 10 exons. NCBI's taxonomy places the organism in Eukaryota, Metazoa, Arthropoda, Malacostraca, Decapoda, Penaeidae.